Messenger RNA from Adelges cooleyi (spruce gall adelgid), 1430 nucleotides. RefSeq lists its product as uncharacterized. The transcript has 3 exons. The record is from RefSeq and is a predicted model, not a curated record. Lineage: Eukaryota; Metazoa; Arthropoda; Insecta; Hemiptera; Adelgidae. The coding region runs from base 380 to 1006 and encodes 208 amino acids.
AAGUUUCUAAUAAUCACAAUUCACAUAUGGAAAACCGCAUUACAGGCCGCUAAUUAAUGUUCACCGAGUUCUUUGAACGUUUGUUUGCAAAACGGUAUAAAUAUUUACAAAGAAAAGAAUUCCUUAAACUACACAACAUGAACAGUUGCCUACGAUUCACAAGUUUACAGCUCAUCGGCAAGUUCUACUUUGUGGUUUUGAAUGAUGAUGAAAAUCAAGUUGACAAAAAAACUGGUAUAUAAAGACAAUAAUAAUAAUUUAUCUAAUCUGUUAUCACUUAUCAUUUAUGCAAUAAUCAAUAAUACAAGUAAACUUAGUUUAAUAUUACCUACUUUAUUACUUUUUGUCUUUAUAACUGACUCCUGUGUGAUUCAACAAAAUGUCUUUUAACCGCAAAACCGAUCAAACUGUAACCAAACUGAUUGCGAUGACCGACGACAUCGACGGCGAUGAAGUGCUGUACAUAAAAACAACAACGCAGGGUACCAAAUGCGAAAUGGUCAAUUGUAAGAGCAACUCGGAUGGUAAUGUUUGCAAAAAAUCCUAUUUUAGAUUUCCCAAACAUGAUUAUCGUUGCAGUCAAUGGGUGUUCGCAUGUGGUCGACCUGAUCUGGUCAAGUUGUAUUUGAAACGAGGCGCAAUGUUCAUGUACAAAACAAGAAAAGUGUGCGAGGAACAUUUCGUUAGAGCCGACUUCAGAAAUCCUGAUUUACUCAGUCAAGGGUUAUUCAAUGAUGUAGUACCUACAAGAAAUUUACCGAAACUCACAACAACAAUACACAUAACACGCAAACAUCAGCCAGAAGAGGACGCGACAACUUCGGCAGUCGCCGACGAUGCGCCAUUGAAAAGAAAUCUGAGAGAGCGUAAAAGCAAUCGAUGUUGUUGCGAUGCGCUUGAAACUGCCAAGAGAACCGUCAGAAUUAAACGCUGUUCGAAGAAAAAAAUACUAGUCAUUGUAAAAACAAAACAGUCCCGCAAACGAGGUAGGCCGAAAAAAAAUUAAAUUGCGUGUAGAGUUUUCGUCAAAGCGUUAUUACGUAAAAAUGUUUUUAUUAAAUUAUAUUAUGUAUACAUUUAUAAUGUUGUGUCUGAAAAUAAUGCUUGCGUAUUAUUUUCAGUCACUCUUUAAAUUGUAUGUAUUUAUAAAUCUUAUUGUAGGUCUUGUUUAACUAAUAUAUUAUUAGACAUUUAAAUGUAUACUUUUUUAAUAUUAUUAUUAAAAUUCAUGAUUGGCUUGUAACAAUUAAUUAUAGAAAAUAAACAUCAACUAUGACUAUGUCAUAAAAUGGAAACGACAAAUUAUCUGUAGACCGUCAAAAAUACACUUUCGCAUCUCUACAUAACUAAAAAUCUUUUUAGUCAUUUUUAAACUUAGAACUACAUUUAAAUUUAGAGCGAAAUAUUAUUAAUGCUGAAUGCUGUAAUAA